Messenger RNA from Momordica charantia (bitter melon), 2609 nucleotides. RefSeq names its product stromal 70 kDa heat shock-related protein, chloroplastic. Gene Ontology annotation, biological process: protein folding. Gene Ontology annotation, molecular function: ATP binding; ATP-dependent protein folding chaperone. Lineage: Eukaryota; Viridiplantae; Streptophyta; Magnoliopsida; Cucurbitales; Cucurbitaceae. The record is from RefSeq and is a predicted model, not a curated record.
CUGUUUCCUCCCUCCUCUUUAUCUCCUUCAACCACCAACUCUUCCCCAAUUUCCUAGCAAAUUUCCAUUACCUUCUUUCUCUAGGGAAUUCUUCUCAACUUUUCGCUAUCGAUUUAGAUUCCAAUUUACCCUCUGAUUUUCUUCUCUUCUUCUCUACUAUUCCUUUGUGAAUGGCUUCCUCUACUGCCCAGAUCCAUGGCCUCGGAGCUCCGUCCUUCGCUGCGGCCUCCAUGAGAAAGCCUAACCGCGUCUCUUCACGGACUCUGUUCUUCGGCAGUAAACUUGGCAAUUCUUCUGGUUUUUCUAGCGCGACAUUUUUGAAGCUGAGGAGCGAUAUUAGUCGUAGGAGUUCGAGUGUCAGGCCAUUGAGGGUCGUCAAUGAGAAAGUUGUGGGAAUCGACCUCGGAACUACCAACUCCGCAGUUGCAGCCAUGGAAGGUGGGAAGCCAACUAUUGUUACUAAUGCUGAAGGGCAGAGGACAACACCAUCGGUGGUGGCUUACACAAAGAACGGAGACAGGCUUGUGGGACAAAUUGCCAAGCGACAGGCAGUCGUAAACCCUGAGAAUACUUUCUUUUCAGUGAAGAGGUUUAUUGGUAGGAAGAUGUCCGAGGUGGAUGAGGAGUCCAAGCAGGUCUCCUACAGGGUAGUGCGCGAUGAGAAUGGAAAUGUGAAGCUGGAAUGCCCGGCGAUUGGAAAGCAAUUUGCCGCGGAAGAAAUUUCAGCUCAGGUGUUAAGAAAGCUGGUGGACGAUGCUUCGAAGUUUCUAAAUGAUAAAGUAACAAAGGCUGUCGUGACCGUGCCUGCCUACUUCAAUGAUUCUCAAAGAACGGCCACAAAGGAUGCUGGUCGUAUUGCUGGUCUCGAAGUUUUGCGUAUUAUCAAUGAACCCACUGCUGCUUCAUUAGCUUAUGGAUUUGAAAAGAAGAGCAACGAAACCAUCUUGGUGUUUGAUCUUGGUGGGGGUACUUUUGAUGUCUCAGUGCUUGAGGUGGGUGAUGGAGUGUUUGAAGUGCUUUCUACGUCGGGAGAUACUCAUUUGGGGGGUGAUGACUUUGAUAAGAGAAUUGUUGACUGGCUCGCUGCAAAUUUCAAGAGGGAUGAAGGCAUAGAUUUGCUGAAAGAUAAACAGGCUCUUCAGCGGCUCACUGAGACAGCUGAGAAAGCCAAAAUGGAGCUGUCAUCUUUGACCCAGGCUAACAUUAGUCUGCCUUUCAUCACUGCCACGGCAGAUGGCCCUAAGCACAUUGAGACCACUAUUACCAGGGCCAAGUUUGAAGAAUUGUGCUCAGAUCUUCUUGAUAGGCUCAAGACUCCAGUUGAAAAUUCCUUGAGGGAUGCAAAACUCUCCUUUAAAGAUAUUGACGAGGUUAUCCUUGUGGGUGGAUCAACACGUAUUCCAGCUGUUCAGGAGCUUGUUAAGAAGAUGACUGGGAAGGAACCAAAUGUUACCGUCAAUCCUGAUGAAGUUGUUGCUCUAGGUGCUGCCGUUCAGGCUGGUGUUUUGGCUGGAGACGUUAGUGACAUUGUUCUAUUGGACGUGAGUCCACUAUCUUUGGGUCUUGAGACUCUUGGUGGUGUUAUGACUAAAAUUAUCCCAAGAAACACUACACUUCCUACCUCCAAGUCAGAGGUGUUCUCCACAGCCGCUGAUGGACAGACCAGCGUGGAGAUUAAUGUUCUUCAAGGAGAGCGAGAAUUUGUGAGGGACAACAAAUCACUUGGAAGCUUCCGACUAGAUGGUAUCCCACCUGCACCACGUGGGGUUCCCCAAAUUGAAGUCAAAUUUGACAUCGACGCCAAUGGAAUCCUCUCUGUUACUGCGGUUGAUAAAGGCACAGGCAAGAAGCAAGAUAUCACCAUUACUGGUGCUAGCACGUUGCCCAGUGAUGAGGUGGAACGGAUGGUUAGCGAGGCGGAUAAGUUUGCAAAGGAGGACAAGGAGAAGAGAGAUGCUAUUGACACGAAGAACCAGGCUGAUUCUGUUGUGUACCAGACAGAGAAGCAGCUGAAGGAGCUUGGAGACAAGGUGCCCGGGCCAGUGAAGGAGAAGGUGGAAUUGAAACUCGGAGAAUUGAAGGAUGCAAUUUCAGGUGGGGCAACCCAAGCCAUUAAGGAUGCUAUGGCUGCUCUGAACCAAGAGGUGAUGCAGCUGGGGCAAUCCUUGUACAAUCAGCCGGGUGCCAGUGCCGGUGCCGGACCAAGCGAAUCAGGGCCAUCCGAACCAUCAGGCAAAGGACCUGAAGGCGAUGUUAUUGAUGCAGAUUUUACCGAUAGUAAAUGAGAAGAUAGGAUUAAAAUUGAUUUCCGGGUUAAAAAUUUUGCCUUCUCAUCGGGCACGAAUUUGUAUUGCCAUUUCAUUUUUGCGGGGCAGAUCGGAUUGGGGUAUUGCUAGUUGGUUGGUUGGUUACAUUUCCAAUCCUUUUUGUUUGGUGCAGAGGAUUUGUUGGUAGGCAUUGUCACAUGAUAUUAGUUUGAUGAAUUACGUGCUCUCUGUACAAGUAAAACACUUUACAUGGAUAUUAUUAGCUAUAUUGGAGCGGCAUCUGUAACUUCCAAAUUUUGUCUUACGGUUGAAUUUCAUGUUACAAGUCCAGAAUCUCCUACU